Phytophthora nicotianae INRA-310 is the source of this 180-nucleotide messenger RNA. RefSeq lists its product as hypothetical. The coding region runs from base 1 to 180 and encodes 59 amino acids. The transcript has 3 exons. The record is from RefSeq and is a predicted model, not a curated record. NCBI's taxonomy places the organism in Eukaryota, Oomycota, Peronosporomycetes, Peronosporales, Peronosporaceae.
AUGAGUCCGGAGACUGGAUCGAGUCACAUUCCAUCAAUCAGUCCCUUGCUCCCCGAAGCCAACUGCCACUUCACCACAGAGCCAAACCGCGUUGGUAAGAACAACAAACAUGGCGUCUGCGAGCGUGUGCGGAGAGCGGCGAAGGAGCGGCUGGGCUCCAAGGCUUCUACAUUUAACUAG